Messenger RNA from Physeter macrocephalus (sperm whale), 2774 nucleotides. It is a transcript of the gene LSP1, whose product is annotated as lymphocyte specific protein 1. NCBI's taxonomy places the organism in Eukaryota, Metazoa, Chordata, Mammalia, Artiodactyla, Physeteridae. Gene Ontology annotation, molecular function: actin binding. The coding region runs from base 845 to 2047 and encodes 400 amino acids. The record is from RefSeq and is a predicted model, not a curated record. The transcript is spliced from 11 exons. Gene Ontology annotation, biological process: signal transduction.
GGGGCUAUGGAGGGGCCUGGCUUUUGUCUGGGAGGCUCCGAGGAGACCUAGGAGAGAUUAGAUCAUGUGCUGGCACGGCUGCCGAGACCACAGAGCCGGCCCACCCUGGCCAGGGGACGGGGGCCCUGAAGGAGCCGGCUGCGGGGUCAGGCGGGGGACACGGCAGGAAAGGGCUGAGACCCCAGCUCGGGGCAGUGAGCGCUGUAGAGUGCAGACCCAGGACCCCUCUCCCGGGCUCUGGGGGAGCUGGGGCAGGCAGGCCGCGCCAGCUGGCCGAGGCCUGCGGUGCCCACCGGAUGCCAACAGCCUGAGAUCUGCUGUUGGCCUGGCCCCGGACCCCCGGUCUCAGGCCGACCUUGUGUAGACCCGAGGGAGGAACCCCAGGAAGUGUGGGAGUGAGGUCCCCCGCGCCCGGCUCUGCGGGGGCCUCAGUUUCCCCAUUGACGGCACAGCCCGGAGAGACUCCGCACGGGGGCCGGGGGCGGGGGUGCUGUUGGGUGAGCUGAGAGGUCAGGUCCCGGCUGAAGGCAGGCCCUUUUCGGGUCCUCUAGCAGGGCCGCCGUCUCCCAAAGCGCUGUGCCCCUAUGGGGCAGAAAGGAUCGCCCCUGCUGGGAUGGUCGCGUCAGGGCCGUGGAUGCCUAGCGGGGCCGCCUCUGGCCUGACCUCAGCCCAGGCCACAAGCGCCCAAGUGGCCGAGGCUGCAGUCACUUGACUCAGGUAGAACGAACGAGUGACCCCAGCUGUCCGGCGGCCACAGCCAGCUCUCCGCACCUCAGCGGGCUCUUCCCGUGCCCUCCGGGCCCUGCCUGGGGCCAAAGCUACACUAGCCAGUGUCCUGGCUCCCAUGAGGUCCAGGGAUCCAGCCUGCUGGAAGAGGAUGGAGGGUCUGGUCCCAUCCUUGGGGUUUCCCCAGGCCUGUCUGACACUGGGGCCCCCACGUCACCAGGAGGCACGUGGCCGCCCAGAGACCAACAGAGCCCUGGGACCUCCCCCAACCCGAGGACACCUUCCCGACCACCUCUCAAGGCUCGCCGCUCAGUGGAGCGGGGAAGAUGAGGAGGAUGCCGCCCGGGGGCAGUGCCAGCAGGAGAGAGACUGGCAGCUUCCGGCCCAGGAUGAGGCCGAAGAAGGCCGGUCCCUGGAGCGGCCGGAGGAGGAGAAGCUCCUCAGCCCGAAGCCCCCGGAGGGCCCUGAACUGGACGAGGAUGAGGGUUUCGGCGACUGGUCCCAGAAGCCAGAGCGACGGCCGCAGCACUGGGGGGCUGCGGAGGCCACGGGCGGUGGGGCCCCCCCUCGGGGCGAGAGUCCGGAGCUGGGGCAGGAGGAAGACAGGCCCCGCCAGCACACCUUUGGGAGCCGGGGUGGCGACGAGCUGACCCCAGCCGGGGUCUGUCUGGAGGAGCUGCGUCUGAGCCCCGACUCGGAGCCCCAGGAGGGGCCGGGAACAGAGGACACAGAGCCCAAAGGCCCCGAGGGACCCGUCCAGGGCAGCCCAGGGCUGGCAGAGACCAAGGAGGCAGAUGAGCAGCACCAGAGAUGCCAGCAGCGCAGGACACCCAGCCCCUUGGUCUUGGAGGGGACGGAACCGGGCUCGCCUCCCCUGAGCCCCAGCACCAAACUCAGCGACAGAACUGAGUCCCUGCACCGCUCCAUUCAGAAGAGUAACAGUGUGAAGAAGUCCCAGCCAGCCCUGCCCAUCUCCACGAUUGAUGAGCGGCUAGAGCAGUACACCCAGGCCAUCGAGACCUCUGGCCGGACCCCAAAGCUAGCCCGCCAGCCAUCCAUCGAGCUGCCCGGCACGGCCGUGGCGAGCACCAAGAGCCGCUGGGAGACGGGAGAGGUGCAGGCUCUGUCCUCCGCCAAGUCCCCCUCCUGCAAGGAUAUUGUAGCUGGAGACAUGAGCAAGAAGAGCCUCUGGGAGCAGAAAGGAGGCCCCAAGGCUUCGCCGACGCUUAAGAGCACCCCAUCUGCGAAGAGGUACAAGUUUGUGGCCACUGGACACGGGAAGUACGAGAAAGUGCUCGUGGACGAGGGCUCGGCGCCCUAGGCCGUCCUUCUUGCUUUCCCAAGACUGCGGCACCGCCGGCGGCACCUCCUGGCUCCCGACCCACGUGCGCAGGGGAGAGGCCGGCCAGAUGAACGCCCCCCGCCCCCCACCCCCGACCCUGCCGAAGAAGCUGCUUCUCAUGGUCUGCCUGGCCCGCAGGCACCCCCGACGUCCGCCACCUCUCGCUCCUGGACCCUCCGACCUCUUCCUCUGACCCCCAGCUCUGCCCCUCACAGUUCCGGGAGGAAAGGAACUCUGGCUGUUGGUUGGCCAAAGGACCACUUCCAGAGAAGCCACAAGCUCCCAGGGAAGGUGCAGCCGGUGCAGAGAGAGGCCACGUGCCGGGGCCUCCGUGUCAAGAGCCACCAACACCCGCAACGGCACUGGACCCCCCACCCACCCCGCUUGCAGCCCUCCACUUUGUGCAGUAAACUCCCUCCGGUGUCUCCAUGUGCUGGCUCUCUGGGGCUCACUGACGGGGGAGGGCCAGGGAGCAGGGCCCGUUGGAAAGGCCAUCCGCCCUGCACAGUGGCAGGGCCCAGGCCUCUGGCCUUCAGAUUUGGACACUCUGUCCUGUCCAGUGACCUUCUGUGUGUUAGGCUCUGGGGACUCUGAGGGUAGUCAGGGUGAAUGUGAUGGGUGGGGGCUCAGUCAUCCUCUUCCACUGUGGUACUUGCUCCUUGACUGGCCCCUUAUAAACUCUACAGCCCCUGAAACACUGUGCACU